AUGAACCUUUGUCGCCCACAACCCGUAGGUUGGGUGCCAAGAAGAAGAAACAAUAUUGCCAUCGUCGUCGCAGGUCGUCAGCCUCGUUCGGAUUCGCAAUUGAGUUACGAGCAGGUAGGAUACGGAAGGGGGGCUUCUUCGCCCCCAGGGACCGUUCGGCCGUCGUCACCGGGAGGAUUGCGUCGCCGUUGCCUGGCAUCUCUCGAAAUUUUUGCCCGCAGAGACUCCUCCGUGGAGGUUAGAGCAACGCAAGCCUUGGCACAAACGAGAGCAAAGGAUGUGAAAGGACCGCAAAAGAGUCGCAGCUCGAGAUUGUGCCCCUCUGAACAGCCCGAGAAGGGCUUGGCGCGAGAAAGUUCCGUCGAAGACCCUCUAUCCGUUCCUCCUCCUCCUCCUUCUCCCUUCUUCGACACCCUCAGCAUUCACAUUCACCUAACCACCGACGACUUUGAGAUGGACGGCCACGGUUACCCCCCGGGAGAAGGCCCCCCGAAUGGCGAUGGAGAGUACGGCGAAGAGUGGGCUCGCGACCUGAGGGUAAAGUUCGAGUCACUUCUUCGUGACAAGCGCAUGACCGAACUUCGAACUACCUCCCGCCAAGGCACUCCUCAACCAAGAGAGAGCGCAAGCAGCGCCAACCUUCGAGGUCUCGCAUCACCCGGUCCCGGUCGACCUUCAACUUCACACAGCUCAACACCCAUGCCGCCGACACCACCCGCUUACUCUCGCCACCUUCCCAAGAUUCCCACACCACCCGCCGCCCACGACCGCGAUUCACAAAAAUUCCGCAACCUGAUGAUCAGCCUUUCUCUUACCCCGACAAAGUACGAAAAUCCUGGUUUGUUGGACGAGGCUCUGCAGUGCAUACCCCUCGACCGGAUAUACGGCGAGGCGGAAGAGGAGUGCCAAGUGAUGCAGGCCGAGGCUGAGAGUAUGGGAGAUGGACGCAAAGCCACUUGGGGCUACCAAGAUUGCGUUAUCCGCGCACUACUGAGAUGGUUCAAGCGAUCAUUCUUCACCUGGGUUAACAACCCCCCGUGCCCCGUAUGCCUUUCGCCCACAAUCGCCCAAGGCAUGACGCCCCCGACGCCCGACGAAAGUGCAUGCGGUGCACUUCGAGUCGAGCUCUACAAAUGCUCAGCCGGAGACUGCGGCGCUUACGAACGAUUCCCAAGGUACGGCGAUGUUUGGAGACUGCUGCACACCCGCAGAGGACGUGUUGGAGAGUGGGCGAACUGCUUCAGCAUGCUUUGCCGUGCCAUGGGAGGCAGAGUUCGUUGGAUCUGGAAUGCAGAGGACCACGUCUGGACCGAGGUAUACUCCGAGCACCAGAAGCGAUGGGUCCACGUCGACGCCUGCGAGGAGGCAUGGGACAACCCACGCCUCUACACCGAGGGCUGGGGUAAGAAGAUGUCCUACUGCAUCGCUUUCUCUAUCGACGGCGCCACCGAUGUCACCCGCCGAUACGUACGCAAGAGCGAUUUCUGCGCAGAACGCAACAGAUGCCCCGAAGAGGUCCUGCUCUACAUCCUGAACGAGAUCAGGGGUCUGCGUCGCGGCAAUAUGAACAAGGAUGAAAAGUUCAGACUCGAGAAGGAGGACAGCCGCGAGGACCGCGAGCUCCGGGGAUAUGUCAUCAAGUCUAUUGCUCAGGCCGUCACCGACCUCGUUCCUGGCAUGCCUAGCCCUUCGGCGAGCAGCGCACCCCCUCCCCGUCAAGCAGCUCCUCAAAGACGCGACGACACCAAGUUGCCAGCUGAGCAGCCCGGUCGCCAGACCGGAUCCGCGGAGUACCUCGCGGCACAGGCCAACGCAAACGCAAGGCAUCACCAGUUCCCCCCGCACGACCCGAGCCGCCGCCGCGAUCUGCCUUGA
Molecule: messenger RNA, 1875 nt
Organism: Colletotrichum acutatum
Lineage: Eukaryota; Fungi; Ascomycota; Sordariomycetes; Glomerellales; Glomerellaceae
Exons: 4
Coding region: 1-1875 (624 amino acids)
Biological process (GO): protein deglycosylation; protein quality control for misfolded or incompletely synthesized proteins; glycoprotein catabolic process
Cellular component (GO): cytosol; nucleus
Molecular function (GO): peptide-N4-(N-acetyl-beta-glucosaminyl)asparagine amidase activity
Source: RefSeq, a predicted model, not a curated record